CCAGCAGCCGCCGCCGGCCGGACGGGCGCAGCUCCCGCCGCCUCCGCUUCUCUCCCGCCGCCGAUCCCGCGCCCGCGCGUCCUUGCCCGGCAUGUCGGCGGCCGUGGCGUGCGUGGAUUACUUCGCCGCCGACGUCCUCAUGGCCAUCUCCUCCGGAGCCGUGGUGCAUCGCGGGCGACCCGGCCCCGAGGGCGCGGGCCCCACUGCCGGCCUGGAUGUGCGCGCCACGCGCCGCGAGGCCACGCCGCCGGGGACCCCUGGGGCACCGCCACCGCCAGCCACCGCUCCGGGCCCGGGAGGCGCCAGCGCUGCGCCCCACCUGCUGGCCGCCAGCAUCUUGGCCGAUCUGCGAGGCGGGCCCGGAGUCGCCACCGCAGCCAGCACGGCGGGGGGCACCUCUCCGGUCUCCUCCUCCUCGGCCGCUUCGUCGCCGUCUUCGGGCCGCGCCCCCGGCGCCGCCAAGAGCCACCGCUGCCCCUUCCCGGGCUGCGCCAAAGCCUAUUACAAGUCUUCGCACCUCAAGUCUCACCUGCGGACGCACACAGGUGAACGGCCCUUUGCCUGCGACUGGCCUGGCUGUGACAAGAAAUUCGCCCGUUCUGAUGAGCUGGCCCGCCACCACCGGACACACACAGGCGAGAAGCGGUUUCCCUGCCCCCUGUGUACCAAGCGCUUCACCCGCAGCGACCACCUGACCAAGCACGCCCGGCGCCACCCCGGCUUCCGCCCGGAACUGCUGCGACGACCCGGUGCCCGCAGCACCUCGCCCAGUGGCUCGUUGCCCUGCAGCCUGGCCGGCAGCCCCGCACCAAGCCCUGUCCCUAGCCCAGCUCCUGCCGGCUUGUAGAGCCCUGCUCUGUCCACCCUGGCGGUGACCUGCUUGCUAGGCCUUGGCAGGGAUUUCCAUCAAUGGACGAGUCUGCCCUCUGGAGAGCCCAUGUCCUGGAGUCCCGGCCCACGUCAAGGAAGCAUCAAGGGGACCGAGAAUGGACUUGGGUCACCAGGGGGUCUGGGAGGUGGCCUCGGGUUCUGUCUGUAAAUAGCCAUGAUCAACUGUCCCAUCCCCUCUGCAGGGACCCCCAGCGGGCAGUCGGCAGGCCGUCCAUGCCCCCGUCUGCCACCUCUGCCUUCCUCCUGGGUGGCAUUGGGCAUGGAGCCUAGCCACAGUCUCACUCUUAACCUUCAGCCCCUCGUCACUCCUCCAGGUUGGGACACAGGUACACAGAGCCAUAGGUGACUGGGGCUUCCCGUGGGCCCCGACCUGUCCCCACCCCACUGAAAGCCAUUGGCGGAAGUUCAGGGAAAUGGGGGGGGUGCAGCCUGGCUGGCCCCCCAACAUGGGUACUCAAAUCUCAGGUGUCUACAGGUUCUGCCCUCAAUAAGGGCCACCCCACACCCCCAGCCCUGGGAAAAUCGGAGACGCUGCAGUUUUCAGAGAACUUAGGGUUAGGGGGCGCAGGCAGGGUGUGUGGAGGUCCCCUCAGAGAGCAUCACCACUCACUUUGGGGUACGGUGCUGGGCAGGUGGGAAACAUUAUUUAUUGUCCUCUCUGACUGUUGGCCUGGGGGAGCCUGGCUCCCCCUAGCUGGGUGUGUAUGAUGUGAGAGGCAGUGGGUGUCUGAUGCCUGGGACCCUGCCUCCCUCCUGCUGGAUUCGGGUCCUGAGUUUGGCCCCUGUGGCAUUGCGUCUCAGACAAUCUUCUAUAGGACCUGUGUGGCCAUCAGGCUAGGGGUGCAGGACGCUGCCCUGCCCUUCAUGUCCUCCACACCCCUGCGUGUCUGCGGAGGUGGCCUUGGACUCCAGGCCUGGAAGCAGGGGCUCAGCUCCUGGGCCUUCUGGGAUGGCUCGGGUUUUUUUGGAUGGGAUAGAUUAUUUUUUCAGGCUCCCGUUCCUUGUUUCAGGGGGGUCCCCUUGUGUGGCCGCCAUCCUCAGGGGUAUGAGUGUCGGGGGGAGGUCUCUCCCGAAAGAGUCUAACUUAGAGUCCUCUUCUUGUUGUGGCUUGGAGUUCCUUUUCUAGAAGGGCAACUCGGGGACGUCCCCCCCAAGGAGUUGGGAACCCAGAGGAAGUUGAGCUGUCCCAUAUUGGCUCUAGGAGGUUUCUGGCAUCCCCAUUUGUUCCAGAACCGUCCAUCCCCCAAUGAGGGAGGCUUUGGGUACCGCCACCUUUACCUGAGCCUACCUGGAGGGAGGCCUGCCUUCUGGAGCUGGGCUCGGAGGGUCCUAGGCCAGCCACCCUCACAGGUACUUCCAUUCGCCCCUUCUCUUGGCCACAGAAAUGAGAUGCCUUAGUCGGUGGGGUGGGGGUUGGGGCCCCAUUCUUUUGUGUCUUGGAUGUAUCUUUCGUCAUCCCAGCUCCUGCUGGUCUCCUGCCCUUCCUGCAAACUGGAAAGGUUUAGGGUCCCAGGACCUUGGGAGGAAACUCCAUAAGCAAGCAGAGCUUUCUUGGUGUCCUUCCCUCCCCCCCUAACUUCAGGUUCUGGUUGGCCACGGGAACUUGGGUCUAACCAUUGAGGGGUAGUGUCUGAGCACAGGCAGGACAGGGGUCCUGAGGGAUUUGUUCUUUCUGGGGAGGGGCACCCCUCCUCCAUUCCGCCUGGCCGCUCACCCUUGUAUUUAAUUAAAGAACCCCUUUUUUAAAGA
Molecule: messenger RNA, 2640 nt
Organism: Peromyscus eremicus (cactus mouse)
Lineage: Eukaryota; Metazoa; Chordata; Mammalia; Rodentia; Cricetidae
Gene: Klf16
Product: KLF transcription factor 16
Exons: 2
Coding region: 92-847 (251 amino acids)
Biological process (GO): regulation of transcription by RNA polymerase II
Molecular function (GO): RNA polymerase II cis-regulatory region sequence-specific DNA binding; DNA-binding transcription factor activity, RNA polymerase II-specific
Source: RefSeq, a predicted model, not a curated record